UAGUCCUGGCCCCCGGCUUUCAAAAAUGGCUUAAUUUGCCUGCCACCACCGAAAAACCUCCUUCAAGAACCCUAUUACUGUGAGAAAUCUACUCUUUUACUUCAGAGGAACUGCUCCAAGAACACACCUCUGUCUCUCCAUCUCUCGCGCGCUCUCCACUGCUCCAAUUCAAAUUUCGAUCCGAAUUCCAAGCCCAAGCCCAAGCUUCUAAAAAGCUCUCCUGAAACCCUAGGGCUUUUCAGUUAAAUCUCAAUCCCUACUUUCUAUCUUAGGGUUUUGUUUUUCUUCUUGGUCUUUCACAACGAAAUGCUGUGGGAAGAGGAGAUUGUGCUUCGAGACGUGACGAAUGCUGGUCUCGUUGUGAGCGACCGCAUUGGGCGUGAGGUUGCGGCUCAGCUUGACCUUGAAGAGGCCCUUGAAGCUUCCAGAUAUGCCAGCCAUCCCUAUUCUACUCACCCCAGAGAGUGGCCUCCUUUAAUUGAGUUGGUGGAUACUUGGGAGUUGCCUCCUGUACUUAUUGAAAGAUACAAUGCAGCUGGUGGAGAAGGGACGGCUUUAUGUGGAAUAUUUCCUGAGAUACGCAGGGCAUGGGCAUCGGUUGAUAAUUUCCUGUUUCUAUGGAGAUUUGAUAAGUGGGAUGGACAGUGUCUUGAAUACAGUGUGGAAGAACAAGCCAUUUGUGCUGUAGGCCUUGCCAAAUCUAAAGCUGGUGUUUUUGUUGAAGCAAUUCAGUAUCUUUUAGUUUUAGCCACUCCUGUUGAGCUGAUUCUUGUAGGAUUAUGCUGUUCGGGUGGUGGUGAUGGUACUGAUCCAUAUGCAGAAGUUUCGCUACAGCCUUUGCCAGAGUACACAGUCCCAUCUGAUGGGGUUACUAUGACUUGUAUUGCAUGUACUGAUAAGGGUCGCAUCUUCUUGGCUGGGCGCGAUGGCCAUAUUUAUGAGUUGCAUUACACAACUGGUUCUGGAUGGCAUAAAAGAUGUCGUAAGGUUUGCCUCACUGCAGGAUUGGGUAGUGUCAUCUCAAGGUGGGUUGUACCAAAUGUAUUUAAGUUUGGAGCCACUGAUCCCAUUGUUGAAAUGGUUUUUGAUAGUGAAAGACAGAUUCUGUAUGCAAGAACUGAAGAGAUGAAACUUCAGGUUUUCCUUCUAGGACCAAAUGGAGAUGGGCCAUUGAAGAAAGUUACAGAAGAAAGAAAUUUGUUCAGUCACAAGGAUGUACAUUAUGCAGGUAGACAGUCAGCAGGACCAAGAGCCCCUAACAGAUCUGUGAAGCCAUCUAUUGUUUGCAUCUCACCUUUAUCCACACUGGAAUCUAAGUGGUUGCACCUUGUUGCUGUUUUAUCAGAUGGCAGAAGGAUGUACAUUUCCACUUCUCCAUCUAGUGGCAGUAAUGGUACCGUUGGAGGUUUGGGUCGAUUCAAUAUUAAUCAUCAGAGACCAAACUGUUUAAAAGUUGUAACAACUAGGCCUUCUCCUCCUAUAGGGGUCAGCGGUGGACUCACUUUUGGAGCCAUAUCUCUUGCCAGUAGAACUCCAAAUGAGGAUCUCGCACUAAAGGUUGAAACAGCAUAUUAUUCUGCUGGAACUCUUGUCCUUUCUGAUUCCUCACCCCCAACCAUGUCUUCUCUAGUCAUUGUGAAUAGGGACUCAAGCUUGCAAUCAGGUGCUUUAGGUACUAGCGUGAGGAGUUCUCGAGCUUUACGAGAAAUUGUCUCCUCCCUACCUGUUGAAGGUCGAAUGCUUUUUGUGGCAGAUGUCCUGCCCUUACCAGAUACAGCUGCAACUGUGCAUUCACUGUAUUCAGAAAUUGAUUUUUUCGGAUUUGAAAGUUCAAGGGAGCCCUGUGAAAAGGCAUCUGGAAAACUUUGGGCUAAAGGUGACCUUUCCACCCAGCAUAUACUUCCAAGACGGAAAAUUGUUGUUUUUAGUACUAUGGGAAUGAUGGAAGUAGUUUUUAAUAGGCCUGUGGACAUUCUGAGAAGGCUGUUUGAGGCUAACUCACCUAGAUCAAUCUUGGAAGAUUUCUUCAAUCGUUAUGGAGCUGGUGAGGCAGCUGCAAUGUGCUUAUUGUUAGCUGCAAGGAUAGUUCAUUCUGAAACUCUUAUAAGUAAUGCUGUUGCUGAGAAGGCAGCAGAAACAUAUGAGGAUCCAAGAGUUGUUGGAAUGCCACAACUUGAAGGUAUUAAUGCACUAUCAAACACUAGAACAACAACCGGGGGUUUUAGCAUGGGGCAGGUUGUUCAGGAGGCAGAGCCUGUAUUUUCAGGUGCACAUGAAGGGCUUUGCCUGUGCACAUCAAGGUUACUUUUCCCUCUCUGGGAACUCCCUGUCUUUGUCGCCAGAGGUACAUCUGAUGUGACAUCUGAAAGUGGAGUAGUAACAUGCAGACUCUCUGUUGGGGCUCUUCAGGUUAUUGAAAAUAAGAUUCGUUCUUUAGAGAAGUUCUUAAGAUCCAGAAGAAAUCAGAGAAGGGGGCUUUAUGGCUGUGUAGCUGGUUUAGGGGAUGUGACCGGUUCUAUAUUGUAUGGAACUGGUUCAGACUUAGGUAAUGGUGACAGAAGUAUGGUGAGAAGCUUAUUUGGCGCUUAUUCGCGGAAUGUUGAGUCUAGUGCUGGUGCUACAUCAAAUAAACGGCAACGAUUACCUUAUAGUCCUGCAGAAUUGGCUGCCAUGGAGGUCAGAGCAAUGGAGUGUAUCAGGCAAUUGCUUCUUAGAUCUGGUGAAGCAUUGUUUCUGCUACAGCUUCUUUCCCAGCAUCAUGUGGCACGGUUGGUUCAAGGGUUUGAUGCAAAUUUACUACAAGCACUAGUUCAAUUAACAUUCCAUCAACUAGUUUGUUCUGAGGAAGGUGAUCGUAUUGCUACAAUGCUAAUAUCUGCACUAAUGGAGUAUUAUACUGGUCCUGAUGGCAGAGGAACGGUAGAUGAUAUAAGUGGGAGAUUACGGGAGGGAUGUCCAAGCUAUUUCAAGGAGUCAGAUUACAAGUUUUUCUUGGCUGUGGAAUGUCUUGAAAGAGCUGCUGUAACUUCAGACCUUGUGGAGAAGGAGAAUCUUGCUAGAGAGGCCUUCAAUUUUUUAAGUAAAGUUCCAGAGUCUGCAGAUUUAAGAACUGUUUGCAAAAGGUUUGAGGAUUUAAGAUUUUAUGAAGCUGUGGUACGCUUGCCUCUGCAGAAGGCACAGGCUCUUGAUCCUGCUGGUGAUGCUUUUAAUGACCAAAUUGAUGAAGCAAUUAGAGAACAUGCAAUAGCUCAGCGUGAAAAGUGCUAUGAGAUAAUUACUAGUGCUUUACGUUCUCUUAGAGUUGAAUCUUUGCAAAUGGAGUUUGGAUCUCCAGUGAGGCCUGCUGCCAUGCGACCAGUGCUUGAUCAGGCUUCUCGAAAGAAAUAUAUCUGCCAAAUUGUUCAACUCAGUGUUCAAUCAUCUGACAGACUGUUUCAUGAGUAUCUGUACCGGACUAUGAUUGAUUUGGGCCUCGAAAAUGAGCUAUUGGAGUAUGGUGGUCCUGAUUUAGUGCCUUUCCUGCAAAAUGCUGGCCGUGAACCAUUGCGGGAGGUAAAGGUCCAAGCUGUUUCUGCUAUAUCUACAACUUCUUCCAUUAGUCAUUCAAAAGCACCCAUCACUUCUAAUCAAGCAAAAUACUUUGAUCUUUUGGCACGGUAUUAUGUCUUGAAGCGGCAGCAUAUGCUUGCAGCUCACAUUUUGCUAAGACUGGCUGAAAGGCGUUCAACUGAUGCAAGAGAUGUUCCCAGUCUUGAACAAAGGCGCCAAUAUCUAAGCAAUGCUGUUAUACAGGCAAAGAAUGCUAGUGAUAAUGGUGGUUUGGUAGGUUCCGCAAGGGGUGCAGGUGCCUUGGACAGUGGGUUGCUAGAUUUGCUUGAAGGGAAGCUUGUGGUUCUUCGGUUUCAAAUAAAAAUAAAAGAGGAACUGGAGGCUAUAGCUUCCACGUUAGAAUCUUCAUCUAGCAUGUCUGAGCCCAUCCAAAAUGGAUCUGUCCCUGACAACAAUGCCAAUGUGGAGUAUGUGAAAGUUGUACGAGAAAAAGCCAAAGAACUAUCAUUGGAUUUAAAAAGCAUAACUCAACUAUAUAAUGAAUAUGCGGUUCCUUUUGAACUCUGGGAGGUAUGUCUUGAGAUGCUUUACUUUGCAAAUUAUUCUGGUGAUGCUGAUAGUAGCAUUGUAAGGGAAACCUGGGCUAGACUAAUAGAUCAAGCUCUUUCAAGUGGUGGCAUUGCUGAAGCUUGUUCAGUAUUGAAGAGGGUUGGUUCCCACAUGUAUCCUGGAGAUGGAGCUGUUUUACCUUUAGAUACUUUAUGUCUUCACCUUGAGAAGGCCGCUCUGGAGAGACUGGAAUCAGGGGUUGAAUCUGUUGGAGAUGAAGAUGUAGCAAGAGCUCUUCUUGCUGCUUGCAAGGGUGCAACCGAACCUGUCCUGAAUGCAUAUGAUCAGUUGUUGUCAAAUGGAGCUAUUUUGCCAUCUCCCAACCUUAGGUUACGCCUUCUCAGAUCAGUGCUAGUGGUACUCCGAGAAUGGGCUAUGUCUGUAUUUGCACAGCGGAUGGGUACUACGACAAGUGGAGCUUCCCUAAUAUUAGGUGGAACAUUCUCACAGGAGCAAACAACAGUCAUUAAUCAGGGAAUUCGUGAUAAGAUCACAAGUGCUGCAAACAGGUACAUGACAGAAGUGAGGAGGUUGCCGCUUCCCCAGAGCAAAACUGAGGCUGUUUACCGAGGAUUUCGAGAACUUGAAGAGUCUCUGAUAAGUCCUUUUUCUUAUGAUCGAUUCUAAUUCUUUUAUGUUCCGUGGUGUUGUAUGAAAUGUUUCUUUUCACAAAUAAGAAGUCAAUAGUUUCAGUAUCUGUCAUGUAACAUUAUGCUUUGAAUUUUUUACCGUUCUUGUAAAAUUAACCCUUGUUUUAUAGAGAAGCAUUGGCAGAAUCCAAAUUCUGAUGCCAAGGUGCUCAUGAAAUCUUGGGUGAUUUGAUUCCUUCUCAUCUCUUAGUGAGACACACACAGUGGUCAUGUUCAACUUAGAGCGGUGAAAGGAGUGAUGAUGAAAAAUAGAAGACCUUAAAAUGACAUGAGGUGAAGUAGCAUUAAAAGAUUUAUGGUUUUUAAAUAUUGAUGUAGAAUUAGUUUCAAAUAUUAUUGAAUGAUAAAAAAAGAUUCAUAUAA
Messenger RNA from Hevea brasiliensis (rubber tree), 5171 nucleotides. Its product is annotated as nuclear pore complex protein NUP155. NCBI's taxonomy places the organism in Eukaryota, Viridiplantae, Streptophyta, Magnoliopsida, Malpighiales, Euphorbiaceae. The transcript is spliced from 13 exons. The record is from RefSeq and is a predicted model, not a curated record. Bases 307 to 4785 code for a protein of 1492 amino acids. Gene Ontology annotation, biological process: RNA export from nucleus; transcription-dependent tethering of RNA polymerase II gene DNA at nuclear periphery; protein localization to nuclear inner membrane. Gene Ontology annotation, cellular component: nuclear pore; nuclear pore inner ring. Gene Ontology annotation, molecular function: structural constituent of nuclear pore.